Messenger RNA from Helicoverpa zea (corn earworm), 1661 nucleotides. RefSeq names its product eukaryotic translation initiation factor 4E-binding protein (gene Thor). Gene Ontology annotation, biological process: negative regulation of translational initiation. NCBI's taxonomy places the organism in Eukaryota, Metazoa, Arthropoda, Insecta, Lepidoptera, Noctuidae. Gene Ontology annotation, molecular function: eukaryotic initiation factor 4E binding. The coding region runs from base 106 to 456 and encodes 116 amino acids. The transcript is spliced from 2 exons. Gene Ontology annotation, cellular component: cytoplasm. The record is from RefSeq and is a predicted model, not a curated record.
AUUUUAGGCAUCGGCUACACCCGGUUCAGUCCUCCUUGUCUUUUACAACGACCAACAGUGUCAGUGUUUUUGUGAAAUUAUUAUAAUAAAAGUUUUUUUGGAAACAUGUCGGCAUCACCCAUUGCGAGGCAGGCGACCAACUGCCAGGCUAUUCCUUCAAGGAGGGUGCUCAUCACAGAUCCUUCGCAGAUGCCUGAUGUCUACUCCAGCACACCUGGAGGCACUGUGUAUUCCACCACCCCCGGAGGCACAAGGAUAGUAUACGAGAGGUCAUUCAUGAUGUCAUUGAGGCAGUCACCGAUCUCGCAAACCCCACCGAAGUGUGCGCUACCAGCCGCGUUACUGAAGAACCCUAACUCCGUCCCCAAUGUCAUUCAACCGACUGCGGCACAAAAGGCGCGCUCAAACUCUAUCUCAUUCGACGAGACGCAAGAAACCUUCAGCAUGGAUCUCUAAUAGCUUAAGACUUAAGUCAUUAUUAAACUUAUACUUUAUAUUGUACAAUCUUCUGAUAUUAGUAAGUUCCAAACAUUUUUCUUAAUGUCUGCGCUUACUUUUUAAUGUCUAUUUCGUACAUUGUAAGUACCAGUUUUGUUAAAUUAAGGCCAGAAAAAAGAAAUAGAAACUAUUUCGCUUUUUCUUGCCUUAAAUGUAGUAAGUUAGUUUUAGUCAGAUGCGUGACUGAACAUUAUUAUAGCGUUCAAAACGCGGUCCUUUGCCACGCCCGCCAAAAAUACAAUAAAAAAAUAAAAAAUAGCACAGAUUAUAAAAUAAAAAAAUAAAAUCAAUUCUUAAUGGAAUGGAUGCGUUCGUAAGUUGAAAUAGUAUGCGACCAAAAAUGUAUUUAUUGUUAAAAAAAAUGUGGCAAAAGAUAAAAUUGUAAAUAAUUGUUAGUUUUAUGCGUAUAACGCACAUUGUAGGUGCUUAGUAUUUUUAUAUUAAAAAGCAAGUGCCAUUAAAGGAAGUUGAUUUGUGACAAAUAAUUUGCUUCCAACUGGUGUUGCUGACAUUGUUUUGAAAUCUCAGAUUUUAAAUGCUGUCUGGGUUUGCGAUAUUAAUUUGUAUGUAAGUAAAAUCGGUCACAGAUUGCUAUAAAUCUUGUAAGUCAUUGUAGGUAUUAUUACGGUAGGAAUCUGAAAAUUUAGGAAUUUAAUUAAAAUUUCUAUUUAAAUAGGGCUUGGUUACUGAAUGUGUUGCGGGGUUUUGUGAGAUUUAGUUAUUAAUCAAUGGCCGCAAUUAUUCAGUCUGACUUGUUGACUUACAGCCAGUUUCUUCAUCAAAAGUAAAAGCCAAAGUAAAAGUCAAAGUAAUGUCUAAAGCAAAAGUAACGGUCAAAUUCAUUUUUUCUAUUAGUUUUGCUGUCACUUUAGCCUUGAAAAAACGAAUUUGACCGUUACUUUUACUUUAGACAUUACUUUGACUUUUACUUUUGAUGAAGAAACUGGCCGUUAAAAGCCCUAGUUUAAGGACUUACUUAUUGAAUUGUUGUUCCAAAGCAUUUAAUAGUCCGUAAUGGACGGCUUAGUCUACCAUCUCUCUUGUGAGGUAUACCAUGCACCUAUGGAUGCUUUCAGUAUAUUGUUGUACUAUGAUAUUACAAUUAUACGACUGCCAGUAUAUAAUAAUAAUUAUGGAAGUAAUAAAAAAAUACUAUGAAAUUA